This is a messenger RNA of Kluyveromyces marxianus DMKU3-1042, 999 nucleotides long. It is a transcript of the gene SGT2, whose product is annotated as Sgt2p. Gene Ontology annotation, cellular component: membrane; TRC complex. Gene Ontology annotation, biological process: post-translational protein targeting to endoplasmic reticulum membrane. Gene Ontology annotation, molecular function: protein binding; molecular adaptor activity. The coding region runs from base 1 to 999 and encodes 332 amino acids. Lineage: Eukaryota; Fungi; Ascomycota; Saccharomycetes; Saccharomycetales; Saccharomycetaceae. The record is from RefSeq and is a predicted model, not a curated record. The transcript has a single exon.
AUGUCUCCAUCAAAUAAAGAUAUCGCCGCUUUAAUCGUUGACUUUUUGUCAUCAUCUGCUGCUGAAGCUAAUGAGGACAAUCGUGAUUCACUAAAUGUUGCCAUCGACUGCAUUACAGAAGUCUUCCAAUUUGAAAAGAGCGAAUCCGACUCAUUGAUCAAGAAUACUUUCAAGGGUAAGAAAUUGGCCGAAUUACUUGAAUCUGCUUCCGUUUCCGCUGGAGCAUCCGGUGAACCAGUUAAGGUGCAUAUUCCAGUUGAAGAUGCUGAAGCUAAGGCUAAGGCUGAAGAACUAAAACUUCAAGGUAACAAAGCUAUGGCUGCUAAGAAUUUCGACGAGGCUAUUGCAAAGUAUACUGCUGCUAUUGAGGUGUCACCAUCAAAUGCUGUUUACUAUUCCAACAGAGCUGCUGCCUACUCUUCCUUGAAGAAGUACGAAGAAGCAGUCAAGGACGCUGAGCAAGCUAUCAAGGUCGAUCCAACUUAUUCUAAGGGUUAUUCUAGAUUAGGUUUCGCCAAGUACGCUUUGAACGAACCAGAAGAAGCCUUGGAAGCUUACAAGAAGGUUUUGGAUAUUGAAGGCGACAAGGCUACCGAUGUAAUGAAGAGGGACUACGAAACUGCUAAGAAGAAGGUGGAAAACUCUAUGAACUUGGAAAAGAGUGCUUUCAACGAACCUACCGAUAAAUCUGCUACCGAAGCUCCUGGUGCAGGCGCUGGACCAGGUGGCAUGCCAGACUUGUCCAGCUUGUUAGGCGGUGGUUUAGGCGGUGGUUUAGGCGCCCUUUUGAACAACCCACAAGUUAUGCAAGCCGCUGAAAAGAUGAUGCAAAACCCAGGUCUGAUGCAAAGUAUGAUGCAAAACCCAGCUUUGAAGGACAUGGCUAACCAAUUCUCAUCUGGUGGUGGAAUGCCUGAUUUCAGUCAAAUGAUGAACGACCCUGCCAUCAGAGAUAUGGCAAAGAAUAUGUUUGGUGGCUCCGGCGAACCACCAAAAUAA